Molecule: messenger RNA, 1197 nt
Organism: Penicillium chermesinum
Lineage: Eukaryota; Fungi; Ascomycota; Eurotiomycetes; Eurotiales; Aspergillaceae
Product: OSBP family protein
Exons: 5
Coding region: 1-1197 (398 amino acids)
Biological process (GO): maintenance of cell polarity; piecemeal microautophagy of the nucleus; exocytosis
Cellular component (GO): membrane; cytosol; intracellular membrane-bounded organelle
Molecular function (GO): oxysterol binding
Source: RefSeq, a predicted model, not a curated record
AUGUCUCCAAAAGAUCCUCAGGGUGGUGUUCCCCCUCCAGCAAAGGCUCCUGGACUAGUUUCCUCAAGUCAAUCGCUUCCUUCAAUGGAGAUCUCUCGUCCCUCACAGCUCCCCCCCUUUAUUUUGUCGUCGACCUCCCUCACCGAAUACUCGGCCUAUUGGGCUGAGCACCCUGCCGUUUUCGUUGCUCCGGCUAAGGAGGCCGAUCCUGAGAAGCGAGCGUUGCUCGUGCUGAAGUGGUUCCUGACGACUCUUCACCAGCAGUACUGCAGCCGCAGCGAGAAGCUCGGCAGUGAAAAGAAGCCUCUGAACCCUUUCCUAGGGGAGCUCUUCAUUGGAAAGUGGGAGCCAGGCAGUGACCCCGAGCUGGGCGAGACACUCUUGUUCAGCGAACAAGUCAGCCACCACCCGCCCGUUACUGCGUACGCAAUUCGAAACGAGAAGCACAAAGUUGAGUUACAAGGAUACAAUGCGCAAAAGGCCUCAUUCUCAAGCACCAUUCAAGUCAAGCAAAUCGGACAUGCGGUAUACACCGUCACCCCUCCAGGCAGCAACGAGAAGGAACGCUAUGUGAUUACCCUACCAAACCUCCACAUCGAGUCUCUGAUCUAUGGCACCCCCUUCGUUGAGCUAGAAAAAUCCACUAAGAUCGUCAGCAGCAGCGGCUAUGCCGCAAAGGUCGACUUUUCCGGCAAAGGCAAGCGAGGGGAGAAGAAUCCUAGUUACACCAUCGACGGUCAAUGGUCUGACUCCUUCACCGUGAAGGACGCCCGAACCAAGAGCGUCGUGGACAAGUGGUGCAUCAAGGAGAACGCCACUACCCCGCUCACCCUCGCCCCGCUCGACCAGCAGGAUGCGUACGAGAGCCGCAACGCCUGGAAGGAUGUUGCAGCCAAUAUCGAGAAGGGAGACAUGGACGCCGUGUCGACGCACAAGUCGCGUAUCGAGCACGCGCAGCGCGAGCUGCGGCGCGCGGAGAAAGCCGAGGGCCGCGAGUGGGAGCGUCGCUUCUUCAGCCGCGUUGACGAGAGCUCAGAUGAUUCCGUGAUCCAGAGCCUGGCCCACUCGGUUGAUGUCGCUAAUACUACUGAGAACGAGAAGACUAACGGUAUCUGGCGCUUCAAUCCGGAGAGUGCGGCCGGUGCCCAACCGCCUUAUCACAAGACUGGGACCGAGGGCCUGGGUCUGGAUGGUUAA